Molecule: messenger RNA, 2637 nt
Organism: Polistes dominula (European paper wasp)
Lineage: Eukaryota; Metazoa; Arthropoda; Insecta; Hymenoptera; Vespidae
Biological process (GO): regulation of transcription by RNA polymerase II
Cellular component (GO): nucleus
Molecular function (GO): RNA polymerase II cis-regulatory region sequence-specific DNA binding; DNA-binding transcription activator activity, RNA polymerase II-specific; zinc ion binding
Source: RefSeq, a predicted model, not a curated record
UGUUGUGUUUCGUGAUUGGUCAGUAUGAAAAAACUCCCUAGUCGUUUGACUAAUAGAAUACAUAGAAAUUACGUUUCAUCGCUUCGUAUUGAAAAAGAACUUGUAUUUAGAGAAGGAGUAAACUGAUCAGUGGGGGCGGUGAACCUAAACUCUGCUAAGCGCGAUCGCAUCUCUACAGUUAAGAGAAGAUCUGAUGAAAAUGUUAUUGUGGAAUUGAAUUAAAUUAACAAUCGAGAAGUAAAGAGAAAGAAAGGCCGAAUGAUCGGCACAUAAUCGGUAAAUAAAUAAUAUCGAAAAAUUGGCGUUGUUUUUUCUAACUUGUUAAAUAAUCAGAAACGUAUUCAGCCAACCUUUAAAAUUAAAUAAAAAUGGAGUUGGAGGAAGAAGAAGCUCAAGUAUGCAGACUAUGUGGUCAACAUGGAAAAAUUUUUAUCGAUGUGUUUGGAGAAGAAGGUUUGAAAAGGUUACUCGCCACGAAAAUACAAUCCAAAAUCAACAUUUUGAUAGAUGAAAAGGAUCCUCUGCCCAAGGCGAUCUGUCUUCAAUGUCUGGGCAAACUCGAAUUCGUUUGUGACUUUCAAGAGGAAUGUCUACGCACCCAACAAGUGUUACGCGAUCGGUACAAUCUACCACCCUUAACAGAGAUUGAUGAAGUAAAGAACGAAGAUGCUGCUCCAAGUACAUCGACAAAUAAUAAUAAUAAUAUUGACAAAAAUCUUAAUUCUUCGCCUAACAAGACUUCGCCUAUAAAAGAAGAAGAUCAACGUGUUAUUAAAAAUAAUACAAAGCCACAAAGAAAUCUAAGAAGUCAUCAACAUGCAUUCAAGGAUAGCAAUGAUACCUCUAAAUAUCAAAAUACUGAAGAUAACAAUCAAGAGAAAGCGGAAGAAUCACAGCCCAUUUCACAACCUGAAGUUUCUCGUACACGUUGGCUUAGAAGUAGACAAAGUGCAGAUACAACGACUACUCAAAAUAGUGCAGAUAGUGAAUCUGAUACUCCAAUUGCAAAUCGUUUAAGAAGUCAUAAUAACACUAUCUCUCCAGAUAAUAAUGUUAAUUGUCGCAAUAAUACAAGUGAGAACGUUGAAAAGCGGAGUGGAAAACAACAACAAGAUUCUCAUACUAUUCAAAUUCCAACAACAGCACUGAACAAACUGCUUACUAUUGUCUCUAAUUCAUCAAACAUAGAAGUUUCUGUAAAAGAAUCAAGAAAUCGUCAAAAUGAUGCAGAAGACAUUAGUUUUACUGUAGAAUUGUGUAAAAAAAAGUGUGAUAGUGUAGCUACAGUACGAGCAACAGUGUUUCCAGAUCAAGGCUCGUGUUUAGUAGAUACUUCUAUCAUAGAGUUACUUGAAAAUCAUAACAGUGCUGAAGCAAAUAGUAUAAUUAGUUCUAUUAUUAGUGGUAAUUCGAAAAGUAAUACAAUCAAGUUAGAGGACUUAACAGAAUUUGAACAGAGACUGGAAAAUUCACAAAAUCCUGAAGAAUUAUUUAGGAUUGAUGGGGAAGAAAUACGCGUAGACGAUAAUGUAGAACACAUUGUGGCUGACAAUCAAAAUGGAUAUAUUUGUAAGCUUUGUAAAAAGUUUUAUGAACGGAAAGAUAAAUGCACAGUUCAUGUUAAAACUCAUCUGGGAAUUAAGCAAUAUACUUGUAUUCUUUGUAAUGCGAAAUUUGUUUGUAAAUCUGAUGUAAUGAAGCAUAUUAGAUGUUCGCAUACUAAUCCUAGGCCAAUACAAUGUCCAAAGUGUCCAAAAAGAUUUAAAUCCAAAUUUUAUUUAACUGAACAUGAUAAUGUUCAUAAAGGAAUACGACCUUACAGUUGUACAGAAUGUGAACAAAGUUAUCACCAUAAAGUGUCCUUACAGAUUCAUAGAAAGUCACAUUUACCGCCACAAAAUUUAGCUUGCGAAUAUUGUGGUAAGGUGUUUCCUUAUCGUACGCGUUUACUUAGUCAUAUUGCCAGUGUUCAUUUAAAAAAUCGUCGGAAUUUUCGAUGUAGAUUUUGUUAUAAUCUUUAUUCAAGUUUAUCGGUAUUAAAUGAACAUAUAAAAACGAGACAUGCAACAACAUAUACUUGUGAAAUUUGUAGUAAAACGUUUAAGGUGGCAUCUAAAUAUAAAGCUCAUGUACUGCAACACUCCAAUCCUAAACCUUUUAUAUGUAAUAUUUGCAAUAAUAGAUACGCAUCAAAAGCAUUCCUAAACGAGCACUUAUUAAAACAUGAAGGUUUGAGAAAACAUGUUUGCCAAAAAUGCGGAGCCACAUUCGCACAAGCUAGUCAUCUUGCAGCUCAUCGCCAUGUACAUGGUGAAAAGACUCACGCUUGUCCAGAAUGUGGAAGAAAGUUUAAUAGACGUGACAAUAUGAAAGUACAUAGAAAAAGACAUUUUGAAUCAAAAAAGACUGAUAGUAAACAAAAUAUUUCCACUACUAACGAAACGUUAAGUGCAUCGAAUGAGAAGUAAUAAUAAUCAUUUGAUUACUUAAAUUCAUCUACAAAUACAUAAUGAAUUUUCCAAACAGAAUGUUAAUUAGAAGACUUGAAUAAUGAAAUGUGAGAUUGAUACAUACAUAUGUAUUUGUAUAUAUAAAAUACCUAUAUAUUAAUAUGAAGCUCAUUUAGGUCAUAGUCAA